UCCCUUUCCUUGGAGAAACUAUAUAAAACGGCUCCCGCUUCUUUUGCUCCAUCCCCUAGCAAUUCAUUUUCAUUACAACAAAACAACAAAACAAAAACACCCACAUCAGACUCACACAACUCUCUCUCUCUCUCUCUCUCUCUAAAACCACGUCCAUGGAAUCUCCCGCUCGAUCUUCCGUCAUCAUCGUCGGCGCCGGUAUUUCAGGUUUAUCGGCAGCAAAGGUGUUGGUGGAGAAUGGAGUAGAGGAUAUAAUAAUAUUAGAAGCGUCGGAAAGGGUCGGAGGAAGGAUUCGAAAACAAGAAUUCGGCGGUGUGUCGGUGGAGCUGGGAGCCGGUUGGGUUGCCGGAGUUGGAGGGACUAAAAUAAACCCUGUUUGGGAUUUGGCUAAACAAGCCAAUCUCCGUACUUGCUUUUCUGACUAUUCCAAUGCUCGUUACAACAUUUAUGACCCCAGUGGAAAGAUUUUCCCAAGUGGAAUAGCAGCUGAUUCAUAUCAAAAGGCGGUGGAAUCUGCAAUGCAGAAGCUAAAGAAUGAAGAAGAAAAAAAUGAUCUUGAUGGUACCAAAAAUACUGAUCAGCCAUGUCCAGAAACACCAAUAGAGUUGGCUAUUGACUUUAUCCUACAUGAUUUCGAAAUGGCAGAGGUUGAACCAAUAUCUACAUAUGUCGAUUUUGGGGAGAAAGAAUUUUUAGUUGCUGAUGAAAGAGGAUAUGAACAUCUGCUAUACAAAAUGGCUGAGAAAUUUCUUUUUACAUCUGAUGGUAAAAUCUCAGACAGCAGACUCAAGCUCAACAAGGUUGUUCGGGAAUUACAGCACUCGAGAAACGGUGUUCUGGUGACAACAGAAGAUGACUGCACUUACCAAGCAAAUUACUUGAUUUUGUCAGCUAGCAUUGGUGUUCUCCAAAGUGAUCUCAUUUCCUUUAAACCUCCAUUACCUAGGUGGAAAUUGGAAGCUAUUAACGAGUUGGAUGUGAUAGUUUACACAAAAAUUUUCUUGAAAUUUCCAUAUAAGUUCUGGCCUGCUGGGGCAGAAAAAGAAUUCUUUAUGUAUGCUCAUGAGAGGAGAGGAUACUACACAUUCUGGCAGCACAUGGAGAACGCUUAUCCUGGGUCCAAUAUUCUUGUUGUGACAUUGACAAAUGGGGAAUCUAAACGAGUUGAAGCUCAAUCAGAUCAAGAAACACUUAAAGAAGCAAUGGAUGUUCUUAGGAAAAUGUUUGGGCCUAAUAUCCCGGAUGCCAGUGACAUACUUGUGCCUCGCUGGUGGAAUAAUCGUUUCCAAAGAGGCAGUUACAGCAACUACCCAAUAUACGUUAAUCAACAACUAGUUGAUAAUAUUAAGGCCCCUGUAGGAAGGAUAUUUUUCACCGGAGAACACACAAGUGAAAAGUUUAAUGGUUAUGUUCAUGGCGGUUAUCUUUCAGGUAUAGACACUGGAAAUGCUUUACUUGACGAAAUAAAGGAGAGCCAAAGGAAAAAUCUGAUACAGCCUUUCUUAGUAGAUCCUUUGUUGGCCUUGACCGAAUCAUUGUCGUUAUCAACUCAAGCAGAUGCAGUAUCUCCGUUGCACAAAUGUGAUAUUCCUACUCAACAUUUCCUUACUAGCACCAAAUUAGGUUUCUCAGAGCCCAUCUUAUGACUAUGAACCAAUGGACCUAUUCCACAUUGAUAAUGACGAAACCUGCAACUCCACGAGUGACAGAAAUAUUUUGUGGGCUCAGACUUCAGAGUAGAUACAUUACGGUCCAUGGAUGCCUUUCACAUAACAGAAUAAAUGGCAAUGCUGAAUUGCUUAUUUGAAAACUAGAAGAGAAAUGGGAGCGCAGGAAGAUAGAUGAGGUUGAUGGUAGUAAUAGUGACAAAGGGUAUUUCGUAUUCAUUUGAUUGAAAUUUGGUUGCGGGUAUACAUGUAAAUUAUUCAUUGUAGCGGCAAUUAUGUGAGGCAAAGCAUAUAUUAGAAUUCUUUGAUGUACUUGUGACAAAUUGGAGUUGCAAUUUAGUGACAUUGUUUUGAUCUAUUUAAUUCAGAUUGCAGUUUUAUUCCCA
Daucus carota subsp. sativus is the source of this 2053-nucleotide messenger RNA. Its product is annotated as polyamine oxidase 1. NCBI's taxonomy places the organism in Eukaryota, Viridiplantae, Streptophyta, Magnoliopsida, Apiales, Apiaceae. The coding region runs from base 156 to 1646 and encodes 496 amino acids. Gene Ontology annotation, molecular function: polyamine oxidase activity. Gene Ontology annotation, biological process: polyamine catabolic process. The record is from RefSeq and is a predicted model, not a curated record. The transcript is spliced from 10 exons.